Adineta steineri is the source of this 369-nucleotide messenger RNA. The record is from the annotation of a GenBank genome assembly. Lineage: Eukaryota; Metazoa; Rotifera; Eurotatoria; Adinetida; Adinetidae.
AUGUUUGGUCGAAUUUAUAAACCCAUUCAAAGCUGUUCGUUACUUGUUCGACGUACUUUGGCAGCUGAAAUCAUCAAAGAUGGUUUAAUGCCUGCCACAGCAAUAACUCUACAAGAAACAAAUGUAUCUGUUGCAACUCAAACAGAGCACAAAUGGUUGAAUAAUAAAUAUCCAGGAUAUACUCUCAAAUCAAAAGCAAUGGUCACCGAUAGUGGAAAAUAUCUUGAUCGAUUCAGUAUCUUGACAAAAGAUGGACAACAACAAAACAUUUACUUUGAUAUCACGCAAUGCUACGCAUGUUCACUUUCAGACUUGAAAGACAUGUUCAACAAGCAACAAGAACCUGAUAAAACUUCGCAAGCUGAGUAA